CUUCCCCUCACCGGAUCACCUUCCUUCCUUCCUUCAUUUGGAUCUAUCUUCCCAUUCCGACGGUUCUUCGUUUCUCAGAGUAUCAAUCUACCUUGGAACAAUGAGUGAAGUGUUUAACGGCUACGAGCGCCAAUACUGCGACCUCUCCGCCAAUCUUUCCAAGAAAUGCUCCUCUGCUAUUGCCCUUGACGGAGAACAAAAGAAGCAGAAGCUCUCUGAAAUCAGAUCUGGCCUCGAUAAUGCUGAAGCAUUGAUUAGGAAAAUGGAUGUUGAGGCCAGGAGCCUUCCACCGAGCGUUAGGACCAGCCUCCUUGUUAAACUAAGAGAGUUCAAGUCCGAUCUCAACAACUUCAAAAGCGAAGUCAAGAGGAUCACAUCUGCUAACUUGAACGCUGCUGCUCGCGACGAGUUGCUUGAAGCUGGUCUGGCUGACACAAAGACGGCUUCAGCUGAUCAAAGGGCGAGAUUGAUGAUGUCAACUGAUCGAUUGGGUCGAACCACUGACAGAAUCAAGGACAGUCGAAGAAUGAUGAUUGAGACUGAAGAGCUUGGCGUUUCUGUCUUCCAAGACUUGCACAGUCAGAGACAGUCUCUCCUUCGCACUGGCGACACGCUUAGUGGAGUAGACGAUAAUGUCGGAAAGAGCAAGAAGAUCUUGACGGGCAUGACCAGGAGGAUGAACAGGAACAAAUGGACCAUUGGAGCCAUUAUCACCGCUUUGGUCGCGGCUAUUAUCCUCAUCUUGUACUUCAAACUCACCAAGUAAACCCUCUGUAUCUAAACUCUUUGUCGCUGAACAAAUGGUGUGCAUCUUUUAUUUAAUCCUUUUCUGGCUUUCUGUGUGAUAAGUUGUCUUUGCCACCUUUUGUAUUAUCACGUUCUCUUGUUUGCGUUUGCUAUUACAUUUGUGUAUUUUCAUACUAAAUGAUGCAAAUUGUUUUGUUUUA
Molecule: messenger RNA, 947 nt
Organism: Brassica oleracea var. oleracea
Lineage: Eukaryota; Viridiplantae; Streptophyta; Magnoliopsida; Brassicales; Brassicaceae
Product: vesicle transport v-SNARE 11-like
Exons: 6
Coding region: 101-766 (221 amino acids)
Biological process (GO): intracellular protein transport; vesicle-mediated transport; vesicle fusion
Cellular component (GO): late endosome membrane; ER to Golgi transport vesicle membrane; SNARE complex
Molecular function (GO): SNARE binding; SNAP receptor activity
Source: RefSeq, a predicted model, not a curated record